Ambispora gerdemannii is the source of this 927-nucleotide messenger RNA. NCBI's taxonomy places the organism in Eukaryota, Fungi, Glomeromycota, Glomeromycetes, Archaeosporales, Ambisporaceae. The record is from the annotation of a GenBank genome assembly.
AUGGACCGUAAAUAUCGAACACGCGACCCUCGAAGACCUCAAAAAACACAUACAUGCGAUGUACCAGACACAGCACUUGAAAAUGACGGAGCAGUAUUCAACAUCGUGAAUGAUGGGGGUAGAUACUCACCUCGAAAUGAUCAAGACUUUUGCGAGAUGCUCCGGGUACUCGCGUCAAAGAACAGCUUCAAGUUUACCGUGUUCAUAGAGACUCCCUCAAAAGCCUUCUCAGAUUGGACUCUCGGCUCGGUUUGCCAGCUUUACAGCCUUAGUGGCGAAACGGUGGAUCCAACAUUGGCAGUGUUCCCAGUUUUUUCGUGCGGUAUCGUUGAGCCAUCACAGGAAGCGUUUGAAAAUCUCAUGAUAGAGUUAAACUCCCGCCUCGACAACACUCCUAUCAAUCUGCUAUCAAUUGAAGCCACGAAAUCAAUAUGCGUCUAUUCAUAUCUGCUUGCUGGAGCAAAUAAUUUCAAGGGAAUGUUCGAGAUCCGACCUCAAAAGAAUAUUUCCGGUCCGAAUGGGCAUGGUCCUGUCGAUUUCGCAGUUGACUUGCGCCGAACAGCAAAAACGGUUGGGGUCACGGAAGUUAAGAAAGAAGAUUUUAUUAAAGGUGUUGUCCAAUGUGCAGUCCAGCUCGAGUCGUCUUUGUCGAAUCGUAAACGCAAGGCUAGUGAGGUGGAAGAGGAACCAACGGUUGGAAAAGUUUUCGGGAUAGUCACCGAUGCCGAAAAAUUCUACUUUAUGGAAUGCUCACUGGAUGAACAAGAUAGCCCGAAGUUCAAACUAUCGAGAUCGGUAAUUGUUGUGUAUGAUGAUCCUGAUAUGAAAGCCAAGGAGGUACAAAAGCCAAUGGAAGUUUCGCAAGGUGAAGAUCAAUCGAGGGUACUAAAAAAGUAUAGGUCAUCAAGUAAUCUCACAGAAGAAUAG